AUGGCUGACAGAAAGACCAAGGUCUCAAGUCUGACCAACAACGCCCUGGACGACCGCUACAAACGCCGACAAAGCCAACUCUUUCGCGAGCUCGAGGUCCUACUAGACCUCACCCCCAGCACACUGAGUUCGAAUCUACUCGCCCUCCCCCGAGAACUCCGGGACCAGAUAUUCCACCACGCCCUCCCCCCACCCACACCCAACCGCCCCGAACUACUCACCUGCCUCUGGGGCGCAGACAUGAGCCCGCAAGACCCCUGGCGCCACGACGUCUUCGGCUACAGUCCCUCCGUCCCCAAACCCGCCCGCCUGCCCCCCAACCUCCUCCUCAUCAACAGACAAAUCCGCGACGAAGUGCUGCAGAUAUACUUCCGCCGCAGCAAGCUGACCCUCCACGCCGAGCUGCGCAACACGCGCAGAACACCCACGUCCUUUGACUACACGCCGCACAUCCUAAAACUGCCUAUGCUGGCGCAUAUAUCGCACGUCCGGUUGUACGUAGAGUGGAACUACACGGCCGUGAAAAAGGACGCCAAACCCGCCCGUCUAGCAGACCAAGCACACAUGACGCACGCCCUGCUGCGCUCCAUGGACGACAUCCUCGGGCCCCUGCGCGCCGUGCAAACUAUCGAGCUCUCCGUGCUGUUCUUCUGGAAGUACCGCUCGGGGAAACUGUAUAGUCUGUCUAUGCUCGACUUGUUCGAUCUCGAGGACGUGCUGAAACAGCAUGCUGAGCAGCGGUGGCUUGCUUGUCUGCGCACCACAGCUAAUAAGACAGCGGGGACGGAGAUGGCCCCCGCUGUGGGGUACAAACUGUCGAGCGAAAUCCAGGGCGCGGAGCAGAGCGGCGGGAUGGAGAUCUUCGUCAGUCGGAAUCUGGAGGAUGCGAUGCUGGGCCGGAGGAAGAGUAAUGUGGAUUUUUAUGGCAAUUAUAAGAUUUCGGAUCCGUUGCCUGAGCCGAAAUAUCGGGUUGGGGGGAUGAUAUGA
Messenger RNA from Dothidotthia symphoricarpi CBS 119687, 987 nucleotides. RefSeq lists its product as uncharacterized. The transcript has a single exon. NCBI's taxonomy places the organism in Eukaryota, Fungi, Ascomycota, Dothideomycetes, Pleosporales, Dothidotthiaceae. The coding region runs from base 1 to 987 and encodes 328 amino acids. The record is from RefSeq and is a predicted model, not a curated record.